UAUAGACAGGCAAACAAUUAUCUUUGUAAAUUAAUUAUCAAUAUUUGACGAUAGUGUUUAAUAUGUGCGUUAACGUAAUAUCUGAAAAUAUAUUUUAAUUGAAUAAAACAGAUUUUAAAUUUUGAAUUUAAUAUUACCUGAAUUAAAUGAUUUCCAAUGUGUUUCCAAUAUUAUGCAAUCUUAUAACAAUUUUAUACUUGCUUUUAAAAAAUAUAUGAUCCAUCGACAAAUCAUUUCUUAUCUGUGUUUUUGUGCUUUUUCUUUGCCAGCUGUAAACGGUUUCCUUUAUCUGUGAUAAAAUAUGGCUGCCGCGUAGUUGACGAAAAACUGCCAAAGUUUGUUAGCUAAUUUUUAUUUAAUGAUUUAAUUUUAAGAUGUCUUUUUCUGAUUUAUACGCGAAAUAUAAUUGUACUUAUUGCCAAGAAGAAAUAAACGGUGUACGUGUAAGAUGUGCAGAGUGCAAAGAUUUUGAUAUUUGUUUGCAGUGUUUUUCACUUGGUGCUGAAAUCGGACCACAUAAAAAUGACCAUUCUUAUCAGUUUAUGGACGCUGGCGCUUUUGGUAUAUUCUUGGGUCGCAACAAUUGGUCAGCCAACGAAGAAGUAAGAUUAUUAGAUGCAAUAGAACAAUUUGGUUUUGGGAAUUGGGAAGAUAUAGCUAAGCAUAUAGAAACACGGACUCCAGAAGAAGCCAAAGAUGAAUAUAUAGCCAGAUAUCUGGAGGGUAGCAUAGGUCGGGCAACAUGGGGUAAUGUGGAAAGCACUAGUCGACCAUCAUUGCACUGUCCAGAUAAAGAUCAGGGGCCUCUCAGUCCCAGCGCUGUCUCACGUCUCCCACCCUUAUCAAUUAGCGCAGAUGAAGCUGCUCAACUUGGAUAUAUGUCAAAUAGAGAUGACUUUGAAAGAGAGCAUGAUCAUGAAGCAGAACAGUUAAUAUCAACAUUAUCACUCAAUCCAGAAGAUGAUGAACUUGAUGUUGCGCUUAAGUUAUCCCAAGUGGAUAUUUACACACGACGGCUGAGAGAAAGAACAAGAAGAAAAAGGCUUGUCAGGGACUUCCAACUUGUUUCUGUGUUCUUUAACAACCAGCGCAACAAACAAAAGACACUAGGAAAACUUGCCAAAGAGAAAAAAGAGUUCACGGAGCGCCUCCGCUGGACCGCGCAGUUCUACGGACGCGCGGAGCACACAGCAGUAGUAGCCGGGCUCUGGCGCGAGCGGGAAUUACGCGUACGGCUCGCGGAGCUCCACCGCUACCGGCUCGCGGGCGUCACGCGGCUCGAGGAGUGCGCGCACUACGAGCAGCACGCGCACCACCGCCGGCACACGGGCCACGCCGACGUGAGAAUACGACUGGGCAGCAGUGGGUGUCUGGACACGCAGACAAAAGAGCAAACGCAGAACGCGCAGCUGCAAAGAAAAAAAGACGUCGAAAGCGUCUCAAGUUCCACCAGCCCAAGGUGCACACGGGACGGAAGUACCGCAUGUGGCUGCUCCAGAAGGAGCUGCUGCAGCGCCGCCGCACCGCACCAGAGGCAGCUGCUCAACACUAACGAGGCGCAGCUAUGCAACAAUCUCAGUCUAGCCCCAGCUCAAUAUAUCACACUGAAAGGCAUGCUCCUGCGACGACCGGCAACGCCGCACUGCGAACUCGACCACGCGCUCAAACAUUACCUCCACGCUGCUGGUUGGAUACGAAACUAACAGAUAAAUACGAAAAAUCACUGUGAAAUAUUCGGACAUGUUAAAUUUAACAGGAUAUCAGUGUGAAGUGAAGUGCAAGUGAAAAUAAACGUUAUAAAUAACAGGGAAUCACUGUGAAUUCCUUUGGGCGAUAAAUCACUUCACUCAUGUGAAUUGGAAAAUGGUAAAAAUAUUGUGCAUGAUAAAUUUAUAGUGUAAAAUAUUCAUAGUUCAGAUCUAUGGAAGAACAUUCUGUGAAACUGGGUGAGUGUAAGUUUAAUUUAUCGUGAAUAUCGCACACCAAAACUAUGCGUAGUGAAAAUUGAUGUCACUGUGAAGUAGCUGUAUAGAAAUAUUGGCUCUAUGAAAAGUAAUUUGGCAUGGAUUACUAUUAUCUAUGUUGUAAUCUAUGAAAUGGUCUAUUAAUAAAUUUAUUAUAAGGGGUUAAGUGUACAAUUCACUUAAACUCUGGUGUUAAGAUGGCACUUGAGGUAAAAUUCGUUACAUACGCAAACACAUAACGUGUAAAAAGUAAACGAGCAUUUAGCUUAAUCUUAGCUUAUCAAUGUUCGCUUACAAGCUAUAAUUGCCAUCAUUGGUUAGAUACCCUAACUGUGUAUGGCUGUUUCAAAAUAAUUGGCCAUUUAUUGGAGAAUACCACAAGGCCAACUCUGUAUCUAAUUUUAAUAGAGAUUGAUUAUAAUUCUUGAAUAAAACUUCCGGGUCAUU
Molecule: messenger RNA, 2411 nt
Organism: Colias croceus (clouded yellow)
Lineage: Eukaryota; Metazoa; Arthropoda; Insecta; Lepidoptera; Pieridae
Gene: Ada2b
Product: transcriptional adapter 2B
Exons: 10
Coding region: 375-1703 (442 amino acids)
Biological process (GO): regulation of transcription by RNA polymerase II; chromatin remodeling
Cellular component (GO): nucleus; SAGA-type complex
Molecular function (GO): chromatin binding; transcription coactivator activity; zinc ion binding
Source: RefSeq, a predicted model, not a curated record